This is a messenger RNA of Lipotes vexillifer (Yangtze River dolphin), 4689 nucleotides long. It is a transcript of the gene TRAPPC10, whose product is annotated as trafficking protein particle complex subunit 10. The transcript has 23 exons. Lineage: Eukaryota; Metazoa; Chordata; Mammalia; Artiodactyla; Lipotidae. Bases 160 to 3939 code for a protein of 1259 amino acids. Gene Ontology annotation, cellular component: TRAPPII protein complex. Gene Ontology annotation, biological process: intra-Golgi vesicle-mediated transport; early endosome to Golgi transport. The record is from RefSeq and is a predicted model, not a curated record.
GGCGGCCGGCGACUGCAGGUGGCCGGCUAGAGAGCUACCUCGAGCGGCCGGGCGGGCGUCGCUCUCGCGGUUGCGGCGCCGCUUAGGCUCGGGCUGGCCCGGCGCGGCCUCGGGCUGCUCAUGGGGCGCAGGAGGCCGGGCCGGUGACGCCGGACGCCCAUGGACGCCCCUGAGGAGCCGGUGCCGCCGGUGAUCUACACCAUGGAGAACAAGCCCAUCGUCACCUGUGCUGGAGAUCAGAAUUUAUUUACGUCUAUUUAUCCGACGCUCUCCCAGCAGCUUCCAAGAGAACCGAUGGAAUGGAGAAGGUCCUAUGGCCGAGCUCCAAAGAUGAUUCACCUAGAAUCUAACUUUGUUCAAUUCAAAGAGGAGCUGCUGCCCAAAGAAGGAAACAAAGCUCUGCUCACGUUCCCCUUUCUUCAUAUUUAUUGGACGGAAUGCUGUGAUACUGAAGUGUAUAAAGCUACAGUAAAAGAUGACCUCACCAAGUGGCAGAAUGUUCUGAAAGCUCAUAGCUCUGUGGACUGGUUAAUAGUGGUAGUUGAAAAUGAUGCCAAGAAAAAAAACAAAACAAACAUCCUUCCCCGAACUUCUAUUGUGGACAAAAUAAGAAAUGAUUUUUGUAAUAAACAGAGUGACAGGUGUGUCGUGCUCUCCGACCCCUUGAAGGACUCCUCCCGAACUCAGGAAUCCUGGAAUGCUUUCCUGACCAAACUCAGGACAUUGCUUCUUAUGUCUUUUACCAAAAACCUAGGCAAGUUUGAGGAUGACAUGAGAACCUUGAGGGAGAAGAGGACCGAGCCAGGCUGGAGCUUCUGUGACUAUUUCAUGGUGCAGGAGGAACUUGCCUUUGUUUUUGAGAUGCUACAGCAGUUUGAAGAUGCCCUGGUGCAGUACGAUGAACUGGACGCUCUGUUUUCUCAGUAUGUUGUCAACUUUGGUGCUGGGGAUGGUGCCAACUGGCUGACUUUUUUCUGCCAGCCGGUGAAGAGCUGGAAUGGAUUGAUCCUCCGAAAGCCCAUAGAUAUGGAGAAGCGCGGAUUGAUACAGAGGCAAGAAGCCACCCUGUUAGAUCUGCGCAGUUACCUGUUCUCUCGCCAGUGCACCCUGCUCCUCUUCCUGCAGAGGCCGUGGGAGGUGGCUCAGCGCGCCCUAGAGCUGCUGCACAGCUGUGUGCAGGAGCUGAAGCUCUUGGAAGUCUCCGUGCCACCCGGUGCCCUGGAUUGCUGGGUGUUCCUGAGCUGCUUGGAGGUGCUGCAGAGGAUAGAAGGGUGUUGCGACCGGGCACAGAUAGACUCAAACAUCGCCCACACUGUGGGUCUGUGGAGCUACGCCACAGAGAAGCUAAAGUCCUUGGGCUAUCUGUGUGGACUUGUGUCAGAACAGGGACCUAACUCAGAAGACCUCAACAGGACGGUUGAUCUUUUGGCGGGCUUGGGAGCCGAACGGCCUGAAACAGCCAACACUGCUCAGAGUCCGUAUAAGAAACUCAAAGAAGCGUUAUCAUCAGUAGAAGCUUUUGAAAAACACUACUUAGACUUGUCCCAUGCCACCAUUGAAAUGUAUACGAGUAUUGGGAGAAUUCGAUCCGCUAAGUUCGUUGGAAAGGAUCUCGCGGAGUUUUACAUGAGGAAGAAGUCUCCCCAGAAGGCAGAAAUCUAUCUUCAGGGAGCCUUGAAGAAUUAUGUGGCUGAGGGCUGGGCACUGCCUAUCACACACACAAGGAAGCAGCUAGCUGAAUGUCAGAAACACCUUGGACAAAUUGAAAACUACCUUCAGACCAGCAGCCUCCUGGCCAGCGACCGGCACCUGACUGGGAGCGAGCGGGAGUACUUCUGCAGAGAGAUUCUUAGCUUCGCCAGCCGGCAGGCAGACAGCCCAGGUCACAAAAUAGUACUCCCUAUGCAUUCUUUUGCACAACUGAGAGAUCUCCAUUUUACCCCUUCCAAUGCUGUGGUCCAUGUGGGUGGUGUCUUGUCCGUGGAGAUAACCGUGUGCAGUCAGAUGCCCGUGCCUGUCCACGCGGAGCAGAUUGCCAUCAACGUCCACUUCAGCAUCGAGAAAAACAACUACCGGAAGACUGCCGAGUGGCUCACCAAGCACAAGACAGCCAACGGGAUUGUCAGCUUCCCGGCAGAGACCUCGCCUUUCCCCACAUCCCAGAACAGCUUGCCCGCGCUGGAGCUCUGCGAGAUGUUUGAGAGAAGUCCUUCCGACAACUCCUUGCACACAACAGGGAUUAUCUGCAAAAAUGUCCACGUGCUCCUAAGGAAGCAGGAGAGUGGUGCGUCCCUGGAAGUGCCCUCGGGUGCCGCCCUGGAGGCUGGGGCCCACGUGCUGAAGUGCACCGCCGUGACCCUGGAGCCGGGGCCCAAUGCAAUCACGUUCAGGACGCAGGCCAAGGAGCCGGGAACCUACACGCUGCGGCAGCUGUGCGCCUCGGUGGGCCCGGUGUGGUUCGUCCUUCCUCACAUCUACCCGCUGGUGCAGUAUGACGUGUAUUCGCAGGAGCCGCAGCUGCACGUGGAGCCGCUGGCCGAUAGCCUUUUGGCUGGUAUUCCUCAGAAGGUCAAGUUCACUGUCACUACUGGCCAUUAUACAGUAAAAAACGGGGACAGCCUUCAGCUCAGCAAUGUAGAAGCCAUGCUUAUCCUGGGUCAUGAAGAGAACAGAGCAGUGAUCUACUCCAACAUGAGAGAAAAGGCUUCUGACGCUGCGCUCCGGGUUCAGUCGUCCGACAAGGUCACGAGCAUCAGCCUGCCGGCUGCGCCUGCAUACCACAUGAUUGAAUUUGAACUGGAAGUUCUCUCUUUACCUUCAGCUCCAGCAACUGGAGGGGAGAGCACCAUGCUGGGGAUGACAGAGCCCCAUGGGAAGCAUAAGGACACACAAAAAGCUGGCCACUGCAUGGCUACCAUGGACCACAAAGUGUCCAUCGAUUGCCCGUGGUCCAUCUACUCCACUGUCAUCUCGCUGACGUUCAGCAUGCCCUUCAGGACCACGCACUCCCUGCUGUCAUCCGGGACACGGAAAUAUGUUCAAGUGUGUGUCCAGAAUUUGUCAGAACUCGACUUUCAGCUGUCAGAUAGUCAUCUUGUGGCUACUGGUGAUAGUACCGACCUGCGACUAAUACCGCUGAACACGGAAUCCGAACAGCGCAUCCACAGCGAGCAGGCGGUGUUCUUUGUCUGGGAGCUGAAGUGGACGCAGGAGCCUCCCCCCUCCCUGCACUGCCGGUUCUCCGUUGGAUUCUCCCCAGCUUCUGAGGAGCGGCUGUCUGUCUCCUUAAAGCCCUAUACUUAUGAAUUUCAAGUGGACAAUUUUUUGACCUUGUACAGUGUGAGAGCGGAGAUAUCGCCCCCUCCAGGGACAGAGCUCUGUAAGACGGGCUCGCUCUGCUCCUUGGAGGUGUCCAUCACGCGGCUCUCGGACCUCUCGGACGCGGACAAGGAUGAGGCGCUGACGGAACGUGAGGACUAUUUUUCAACGAAGCUUAUGUAUGAAGUUGUCGACAACAGCAGCAAUUGGGCAGUGUGCGGGAAGAGUUCUGGGGUCAUCUCCAUGCCUGUGGCUGCUCGGGCCACUCACAGAGUCCACAUGGAGGUGAUGCCCCUCUUUGCGGGUUACCUGCCCCUCCCCGACGUCAGGCUGUUUAAAUACCUGCCCCAUCACUCUGCGCACUCGUCACAACUGGAUGCUGAUAGCUGGAUAGAAAAUGACAGCCUCUCGGUGGACAAGCACGUGGACGACCAGCUGGACAGCGGCAGCGUCCAGAGCAGGGGCAGCACACGCUCGGUGGCCAGCAGCGAGCACAAGGGCUUGCCCAUGCCCCGGCUCCGGGCACUGCCCCCUGGCCAGGCCUUCAAUGCCAGCGCGGGCACGCAGGUCCUGGUCAUCCCCAGCCAAGACGACCAUGUUCUCGAAGUCAGCGUCACGUGACCACGCCCAGGGCUUACAGUCCCCAGACCGGCUGUGCGCACGUGCGUGCGUGGGCACGCUUGAAGGGAUCCUGACUCGAUUGUAACUUUCUCGCUCUAACCAGACUUUUGGUGAUUCUGCCUGGCCGUGGACGCAUCAGAGAAUUUCAGUGUACAGCUGGUCAGCUGAGUUGCAUCGUUACUUGUGUGCUGUCUGGGGUGUAAGAUGCCUUGUUAUUUUCUCAUCGCCCCGUGCCUGUGCUGCUGUCCUCCCGUGUUUGCCCGGAGCCCUGCCUUUUCCCUCACCCUCUGCUCAGGGAAGAGCUUCUAGUGCUCUCACCUGAGCAGCCUGUCAUCUGCUUGUUCUCUGUGGAAGCCCAGGGCUCUUUCAGGUAGACGCGCAGCAGCCCUUGCAGGCUUAUCAGUGACAUGUGUGUGCCUUUCUGGUCACACGGCUGCCCGAUUUCUGGACCAGGUGGAUUUGUAUGUCUCCUAAUGGGUAAAACACAGUCCUUUACCCCAGAUCCUCUAGUUAGUUGUGCUUUUUUAGAAUAACAGCCUUUCUGGGCAGCGGGGUGGCGCUGGGGGGGGGGGCGGUGGGGAAAGAACAAAACCCCUUCUGUGCCUUGGGAUGUCAAACUGGGCGGACUUGGAGCAUUCAUCAGCUGGAGCCAUUUUAAAGGUACUUGAAGACUAGACCACUAGACCGGGGCAUGAGAAAGAACUCGGUGUUGAAAUAAUUUGGAAGUAAAUGUUUCUGGAACCCUUUCUC